Messenger RNA from Falco peregrinus (peregrine falcon), 531 nucleotides. RefSeq names its product cytochrome c oxidase subunit 7A2, mitochondrial. The coding region runs from base 123 to 374 and encodes 83 amino acids. Gene Ontology annotation, biological process: mitochondrial respirasome assembly; mitochondrial electron transport, cytochrome c to oxygen; regulation of oxidative phosphorylation. The transcript has 4 exons. The record is from RefSeq and is a predicted model, not a curated record. NCBI's taxonomy places the organism in Eukaryota, Metazoa, Chordata, Aves, Falconiformes, Falconidae.
GAGGCGGCGCUCUGGGCGCGCCGCGCCGCUGCCUCUGUGGUACCGUCGGUGAGGGCGGGGGAGCUGCUUCCGGCUUCCGCUGCCCUUGCUGCCGGCGGGAGGUGACGGGACCAAGAGCCGCGAUGUGGCGGAACCUGCUGGGUCUUCACCAAAUUUCCCAGAGGACCAUAAGCACUGCUUCACACAGGCAGUUGCAAAAUAGAGUUCCUGAGAAGCAGAAGCUUUUUCAGGAGGAUAAUGGCAUCCCAGUGUAUCUUAAAGGUGGUGUAAUGGAUUCUCUGUUGUAUAGGCUCACCAUGGGUCUUACAGCUUUUGGAACGGCUUAUGUUGUUUACGAGCUGCUUGUUGCUUCAAUGCCCAAGAAGCAGAAAUGAUUCCAGUUCUUGAUGCCUCAGUGACCAGCAUCUCUUCGUCCAAUUCCAUGUGACUAUGGUGGCAGCUUAUACUUGUUGUAAGCAGCUGGCUUAAUGCUUGGAAUCAUAAUUUAAUUGCAAAAUAUUAACUGCAAUCAAUAAAGCAGUUUCUAUGUUG